AUGCGUGACCUGUCCGCGGCCACGCUUACACAGACUAACGCUGUCAAGGCAAAGGAGCUGCUGACAACGGAGUACAGGCGGGUGUCCCGACAGACAUCGCAGGCGAUGAUCUCUGCGUGGAAGCGCCGUCUGCAAUCGUCGACGCGGGCUUCGUACCAGUGGGUCAGCGGAUCUGGGCCUACAGUCAAAGGAGCAAUGCUCAUUCCGAAUGGAUCUUUCACGGCUGACCGGCAGGAGCAGUUUGACGUUGUCUUGAAGAUUUGGUUGUUUUUCUUUCACAAGUUUAAGGAUCAGAAAGAAGACGUCGAGGGCUUCAUGGGCAUGUUUCGGACACACAUAUCCGAAGGGCGCCUAUGCAGCUACGGGCCCUGA
Messenger RNA from Prorocentrum cordatum, 372 nucleotides. The record is from the annotation of a GenBank genome assembly. NCBI's taxonomy places the organism in Eukaryota, Dinophyceae, Prorocentrales, Prorocentraceae.